This is a messenger RNA of Eptesicus fuscus (big brown bat), 1155 nucleotides long. It is a transcript of the gene ZDHHC12, whose product is annotated as zinc finger DHHC-type palmitoyltransferase 12. The transcript has 6 exons. Bases 159 to 890 code for a protein of 243 amino acids. The record is from RefSeq and is a predicted model, not a curated record. Gene Ontology annotation, biological process: peptidyl-L-cysteine S-palmitoylation; protein targeting to membrane. Gene Ontology annotation, molecular function: protein-cysteine S-palmitoyltransferase activity. Gene Ontology annotation, cellular component: endoplasmic reticulum; Golgi apparatus. Lineage: Eukaryota; Metazoa; Chordata; Mammalia; Chiroptera; Vespertilionidae.
GCGGACCGGGCACACGGUGCUGACCUGGGGGAUCACGCUGGUGCUCUUCCUGCACGACACCGAGGAAGGGAGGAGAAAGAGAAACAUCAAUGAUGACAGAGAAUCAUUGAUCGGCCGCCCCCUGCACACCCCACACUGAUGGAGUCCACAGCCCGGGCAUGUGCCCUGAUCAGGAAUUGAAAUCACUGCGACAAUGGGAAGAACAGGGGGAGCUCUUCCUGCCCCUCACCUUCCUGCUCCUCGUACUGGGCUCCCUGCUGCUCUAUCUGGCCGUGUCACUCAUGGACCCAGGCUACGUGAACAUCCAGCCCCAGGAGGAGGCCAAGGAGGAACAGACAGCCAUGGUGCCUCAGGCCAUCGCCCUUCGGCGCUGCAGAUACUGCAUGGUGCUGCAACCCCUGCGGGCCCGACACUGCAGUGAGUGCCGCCGCUGCGUCCGCCGCUACGACCACCACUGCCCCUGGAUGGAGAACUGUGUGGGGGAACGGAACCACCCGCUCUUCGUGGCCUACCUGGCGCUGCAGCUUGUGGUGCUGCUGUGGGGCCUGUACCUGGCAUGGUCCGGCCUCCGCUUCUUCCAGCCCUGGGGGCUGUGGCUGCGGUCCAGCGGGCUCCUGUUCGUCACCUUCCUGCUGCUCUCCCUCUUCUCCUUGGUGGCCGGCCUGCUCCUGGCCUCGCACAUCUACCUGGUGGCCAGCAACACCACCACCUGGGAGUUCCUCUCCUCGCACCGCAUUGCCUACCUCCGCCAGCGCCCCGACAACCCCUUUGACCGGGGCCUGACCCGCAACCUGGCCCACUUCUUCUGCGGAUGGCCCUCGGGGCCCUGGGAGACCCUCUGGGCCGAGGAGGAGGAGGAAGAGGGUGAGGGCAGCAGCCAGGCUGUUUAGGGUUGCAGGAGGCAGAGCCACCAUCUUGUGCCUGAAAACGAAGGGCGGACCCCGAGGGCCUGGGGCUGCUCACUUCUGCCCACACCUCCCAGCCUCAGAGCAGACUGACCUCCAAAGGAAGGAGGGGAGGAAGAGGACCUGUGCGGGGCCAGGGCACCAGUGCCCGGGGCAUCCGAAACCUCCACCCACCCUCCAAGCCAGAAUCCCUCCAGUGCACAGUUUUAUAUAUUUAAUAAUCCAUAAAGCAAGUCAAGUAUUAAAAACC